AUGAAGUCCAAACGUGCAUGGCAACAGCGACAAUUCACGCAAGUUCCAGCACCCGUCAAGUGUAAUAGCUACCGCGAUCGACAUCAUGAGGAAGAAUGCUUAAAACUGUUUGAAUCAUGUAAAAAAGGUGAUUUAUCGGUCGUAUCAGAACUGCUUAAACCUGGAACAGUAAAUCAGCCUGAUCUGAACAAUCGUCAUUUAUCGCCGUUACAUUAUGCAGCCGGUUUCGGGAGAGUAGAUUGUGUUCGAGCGUUGCUUGCAGCUGGUGCAAAUAUAAGCCAGGUCGAUGAUAGUGGUUUAGUACCGUUACAUAACGCUUCCUCUUUUGGCCACAUCGACGUGGUUAAAAUUUUGCUAGAAAAUGGUGCUGACACGAAUGUAAGCGAUCACUGGGGAUUUACACCACUUCAUGAAGCAGCUACAUGGGGAAAAGCUGAUGUUUGUGUCCUUCUGCUGCAACAUGGUGCUUCAGCACGGAUAGAAAAUUUGGAUGGUAGGACACCGCAAGACGUAGCUGACGGUGAUGCUAAAGCUGUUUUUACAGGUGACUACAGAAAAGACGAGUUAUUGGAAGCAGCAAAGAAUGGAGAUGAGGAAAGCUUACUGUCUUGUUUAACACCCUUCAAUGUUAAUUGUCAUGCAGCUACUGGGCGAAAGUCAACGCCUUUACAUUUGGCUUGUGGUUAUAAUCGAGUAAAAGCAGUUAAAAUCUUGUUGGAAAAAGGUGCCGAUGUUCAGGCUAUAGAUAUUGGAGGCUUAGUACCACUUCAUAAUGCGUCUUCAUUUGGACAUUUGGAAGUGGUCAGUUUAUUGCUGGAAGCAGGUGCUGAUUCACAAGCUGAAGAUUUGUGGAAUUUUACUCCACUUCAUGAGUCUGCAAGUAAAGGACGUCUCGAGGUGGUGAGAUUGCUGGCAGCUAGUGGAGCGGAUCCAACGCGCAAAAUUGGCAGUGCAAAAGCACCCAUCGAAUAUAUAACUGAUGAAGAUGCUAAAAAAGAAGUACUUCAUGAAUAUGCGGGUUAUAAAAUUUAUGUGGCUGCACAAAUUGGUGAUAUUCUUAUGCUGAAGAACCUACUAGCCAAUCGAAAUCCUAAUUAUAUGCAUCCCUGUCUGAAGGAGACUCCACUACAUGCAGUUGCAGGCUCAACUCAUCAGAGAAGAAAAGUAAUUGCUGAAAUGCUUCUGAAAAACGGCUGUCCUACUGGUGUCCUGAACAAAGACGGUUUUUCUGCGCUGCAUAUUGCGACAAAAAUGUGUUCAUACGAUGUAAUGGAAAUACUGAUAAAUUGGGGCGUUAAUAUUAGUGAAUUAAAUAGCUGCGGUCAGACAGCACUCCAUAUUGCAGCCGAAAAAGGCGAUAUUGAUUUGUGCAAACGACUGCUAAACUAUGGCUUACCAACCGAUUUGAAAGAUAAUGAACAAAAAACAGCAGCUGAUAUCGCGGGAAAUAUUGAAAUUAGAGAUUUAAUCAGUCGUUGGGGCCUAGAAAAAACAAAUGCCAUAGAAAAGCGCUGCAAAGGGAACAAAAGUAUAAAAUGUAAUAAGCGAAAAGGAGGCUGUAAAUACCAUCCUGAAAGCCGAAAUCAUGGUAGUGGUUCUGGAGGUAGUGCGCUGUCAAAUAAGCUUGAAGCAGCAGAUGUGCACUGCACUGUUUUACAACGAGAGGUGCAAAAGAGACAUCCAGAAGAAGAAGAUUUACUAGAUGCUGCAAGAUGCGGUGAUCUCUGUACAGUAAAGCGCAUAAUUGAAAGCUGUGGAACAGAAAUUAUAAACUGUAAAGAUUUUGAUGGUCGUGAAUCAACACCAUUACAUUUUGCUGCUGGAUAUAAUCGGGUAGAAGUGCUGAAGUAUUUGCUAGAAAAGGGCGCUAAUGUUGAAGCAAGAGACACAGGUUGGUUGGUUCCGUUGCAUAAUGCGUGUGCAUAUGGCCACUUGGUUGUUGCAGAAUUACUUGUAAAGCAUGGCGCUAAUUUAAAUGCCAUCGAUAAGUGGGGAUAUACUCCUUUACACGAAGCUGCGUUAAAAGGGAAGUUUGACGUCUGUAAACUUCUUCUUCUUAGUGGUGCUGACCCGAAGCAUAAAGGACGCGAUGGCAAGAGUCCAUUGGAUGUUGUCAGAGAAGGGGCGGAAGAUGUGUAUAAUCUUCUGCGUGGUGAUGAAGCGGUGCUUGAGGCAGCGAAAGAAGGUGAUGUUGAAAAAAUUCGAAAAAUCGUUAUUCCAGCAACUGUUAAUUGUCGCGAUGUUCGAGGACGUCUUUCAACACCAUUGCAUUUGGCUGCUGGCUAUAAUAAUUUGGAAGUUGUGCAAUUUUUGCUUGAAAAUGGCGCAGAAGUUAAUUUGAAAGAUAAAGGUGGUCUGAUACCUUUACACAAUGCAAGCAGUUUUGGACAUCUGGAGAUUGCCGCCUUGUUAAUUGAAUAUGGAGCCGAAGUGAAUCAUCCUGAUAAAUGGGGAUAUACUCCUCUGCAUGAAGCUGCUCAGAAAGGUCGUACUCAGAUUUGUUCACUACUUCUAAAUAAUGGUGCAGAUGUUACACUGAAAAAUAACGAAGGUGUUACUGCGCUGGAUAUCACUAUUAUGGAAGACACGAAGGAAUUAUUGAUGAGUGCAGUGCCGGUUGAUCUGAAAAAAUUACCAGCUGUCCAUAUUGUGGAUGAUACAAGUGGAUCAGUAGUUGAUUUAACAAUUUCAUCUUUUGUGCGGGAAAUUUCGAAUAAUGCAGUUGAUGAUAUGCAAUUAGGGAUGGUCAGUUGUUCGAGAAAUGAUGCAAGUUUAGGGGAUAAAAAACGAGAGUGUAACGAGUAUGAAGCAAACUUUUCUAUGGAAGAAUAUUUGCUAUCGAUUGGUCUUAGUUCGCUGUCGAAUCUGUUUGCUAAGGAAAAAAUUACAUUAGAUGUUCUGGCCAUUAUGACACAUGAUGAUUUGAAAGCGAUCGGUAUUGAUGCUUUCGGAACUCGAUUUCGAUUACUCAAGAACAUUGGAAAAUACAUACGGAAAAGUAAUGAAGAUAGGAAUUCGCCGAGUAAUAUUCAGGUACCAGUAUCAGUGGGUACAGUGCUGGUACAAAUCGAGCGUUCAAAUGAAAUCUUCCAACAAAUUGAAGAAGGAUUGAAUUUUACAAUUGUAUCACACCGAGAUCUUGGUUUGGGCGGAACUUACACCAAGUUUGAAGUGAUCGAAAUACAGAAAAUUAUUAACAAAAGAAUUUACGAAAGAUAUGUACGACGUCGCGGAGAUAUAGCUGAAGAGAACUGUGGUGAGCAUAACGAGAAGUUUUUAUAUCAUGGAUCACCGUUUAUACACUCCAUAGUACAGAAAGGUUUCGAUGAAAGAUAUUCAUAUAUGGGUGGUAUGUUUGGUGCUGGUAUUUAUUUUGCGGAACAUUCGAGCAAAAGUAAUCAAUAUGUAUUUGGUAUGGCAGGUAGUGGUUGCAGUCUUCACCAUGAUCGUUCUUGUUAUAUUUGUGCACGACAUUUAUUACUUUGCCGAGUGACGUUAGGAAAAUGUUUUGUACAGAGUUCUUGUAACAAAAUGGCACAUUCACCACCUGGUCAUCAUUCAGUGAUGGGGCAGCCGCGUGUUGGUGGUUUAAAUUAUCCGGAAUAUGUCAUAUAUAGAGGGGAGCAAGCUUAUCCGGAAUAUGUGAUCGUUUAUCGGAUAGUUAAUGACAAUUUGGGGCCUCCUUUCUAAUGGUUGUUUCAUUUUUCUUCACUUUGAUCAUUUUCAUUUUUUUCUCUAUACAGUUGAAAGAUUUUU
Molecule: messenger RNA, 3756 nt
Organism: Loa loa (African eye worm)
Lineage: Eukaryota; Metazoa; Nematoda; Chromadorea; Rhabditida; Onchocercidae
Product: tankyrase-2
Exons: 25
Coding region: 1-3690 (1229 amino acids)
Molecular function (GO): NAD+ poly-ADP-ribosyltransferase activity; protein binding
Source: RefSeq, a predicted model, not a curated record